AGUAUCAGUUACGGGGCUAAAAUGUGAUCCAGGCGUUUUGUUGAAGUGGUUAGCUGCUAUCUGGAGCUGGAGGUCAGUUCAUUGAUGCAAUGAUUAACCUGAGAGUGAACACAGAGAGGUUAAAGAGCGUCUCCGAGGGUUCAGUCAGCCUCUGUCCUGCCAGCAGAAAGGAAAGUCGUCUAUAACCCACCGAGCCGCAGGUUUUCUGCUCCCUCACCAAUGGACGACAUUUUUGACCUCAGUCCCACAGCGGCGGUGAAACGAGUGUCCGCCUUGCUGGACUGCAGUCCAACUUCAGAGAAAGUAGCCGAUUAUUUUGACAAACACGACAAAGUGCGGCACCUCAGAGAAAACUUCCUGGUGCCCAAAAUCGCAGAUUUGCCUCCCACUGAUCUCUCUCUGGUGGACGGGAGCCAAGAAUGCAUCUACCUGUGUGGAAACUCGUUGGGUCUGCAACCCAAAAAUGCACGGAAAUAUCUGGAGGAGGAGCUGGACAACUGGGCUAAGAUAGCUAUUCAUGGUCACACUGUCGGCUCCAGGCCUUGGGCCUGGGCGGAAAACAAUAUAGAAGACCUCAUGGCCAAUAUUGUUGGAGCUAAAAGUGGGGAAGUAGCGCUGAUGAACGGCCUGACGGUCAAUCUGCAUCUCCUAAUGCUGUCCUUCUACAAACCGACUCCAACUAGAUACAAAAUCCUUCUGGAGAGCAAAGCCUUCCCUUCGGAUCAUUACGCCAUCGAGUCUCAGAUCCGCCUGCGAGGAUUUCCACCCGAGAGCAGCAUGCUGAUGCUGUCUCCCAGACCAGGUGAAGACACCCUGAGAACUGAGGACAUCCUGGACGUCAUCGAGAAAGAAGGCGACGUCAUCGCCAUGGUGAUGUUGCCCGGGGUUCAGUACUACACCGGUCAGCUGUUUGACAUGCACGCCAUCACGAAGGCUGGCCACAAAAAGGGCUGUUUUGUUGGGUUUGACUGCGCCCAUGCAGUGGGAAACGCAGAUCUGAAGCUGCAUGAGUGGGAUGUUGACUUUGCCUGCUGGUGCUCUUAUAAGUAUCUGAACUCAGGUGCUGGCGGCCUCGCCGGGGCGUUCAUUCACGAAAAACAUAAAGACACCAUCAAACCGGCGCUGUUAGGAUGGUGGGGUCAUGACCUGGCAACUCGCUUUAGGAUGACCAAUGUGAUGGAGCUGCAGCCUGGAGUGAGCGGCUUCAGGCUCUCAAAUCAACCCAUUCUUCUUGUCUGCCCUCUACAGGCCAGCUUAGAACUGUUUAACAUGGCGAGCAUGCAGUCGCUGCGGAGAAAGUCUGUACUCCUGACCGGGUACCUGGAGUACCUGAUGAAGGAGUUCUACACAGAGGACCCGGCCCAGCCUCACAAAGCCUACGUCCGAAUCCUCACGCCCUCUGACCCCCAGCAGAGAGGCUGCCAGCUGUCUCUCUCCUUCUCCAUCCCGAUCCGGAGAGUCUUCCAGGAGCUGGAGAAGAGAGGAGUCGCUUGUGACAUGAGGGAGCCCAGCGUGCUGCGAGUGGCUCCGGUGCCGCUCUAUAACUCCUUCAGGGACGUUCAUCGCUUCAUCGAAACACUGGGAAAAGCUCUGGCUGCCAGCAGCAGCGGCUAGACCCACAAUGAGAAGAAAACAACUUCAGCAACCUCAUCAAGCCCUGUGUGCUGCAACGUCCUGUCGAUAUGCAACCAUCUUGUCAAUGACGGAUGAAAAUGUCAUUAAACAAAUUAUAAAACA
Xiphophorus hellerii (green swordtail) is the source of this 1737-nucleotide messenger RNA. RefSeq names its product kynureninase (gene kynu). Gene Ontology annotation, cellular component: cytoplasm. Gene Ontology annotation, molecular function: pyridoxal phosphate binding; kynureninase activity. The coding region runs from base 220 to 1614 and encodes 464 amino acids. The record is from RefSeq and is a predicted model, not a curated record. NCBI's taxonomy places the organism in Eukaryota, Metazoa, Chordata, Actinopteri, Cyprinodontiformes, Poeciliidae. Gene Ontology annotation, biological process: NAD+ biosynthetic process. The transcript is spliced from 14 exons.